Molecule: messenger RNA, 1184 nt
Organism: Scatophagus argus
Lineage: Eukaryota; Metazoa; Chordata; Actinopteri; Scatophagidae
Product: trace amine-associated receptor 1-like
Exons: 2
Coding region: 18-1013 (331 amino acids)
Biological process (GO): adenylate cyclase-activating adrenergic receptor signaling pathway
Cellular component (GO): membrane
Molecular function (GO): trace-amine receptor activity
Source: RefSeq, a predicted model, not a curated record
GAGCUCCUGUCAAACAGAUGCACGAACCAAACAGGUCUGAUGUUGUUUUUGAGGGAAAACAUCUCUGUAACGAAUCAGCAAAUUUAUCUGACAUGAGAGCAGUCACCACCACGUAUUUACUGUGUGUUUUUGUUGGCUCUUUAUCAGUUCUUAUCAUGUGUGGAAAUCUUCUGUUAAUAACCUCCAUUGUUUACUUCAAACAGCUUCAUACUCCGACAAACUAUCUCAUCCUCUCUCUCGCUGUAGCUGACUUGCUUGUUGGUGUUUUCAUUUUGCCAUUUAGCACAAUACUAUCUGUAAGCUCUUGUUUUUAUCUUCAAGAUGUACUGUGUAAGUUACGAGGCAGUUUUGAUAUAUUUCUGUGCACAUCUUCUAUUUUGAACUUGUGCUUUAUUUCUGUUGACAGAUACUAUGCUGUGUGUCAGCCUCUGAGGUACAAAGCUAAGAUAAAUGUCCGUGUUAUUAUGAUCAUGAUCCUGGUGAGCUGGACUGUUCCUGCUCUAAAUGGAAUUAGUGUCACAGUUUUGGGAGUGAACCAAGAACAAACCAACAAAAGGUGUGUUUUAUUUCAAAAUGUAAGCCUAAAGUUAGCAAUUACUGGAACCAUCCUGGCAUUUUACCUCCCAGCUCUCAUUAUGUCCAUGAUUUACCUAAAGAUUUUGGUGGUGGCACAGAGACAGGCACGCAGCAUUCAGAGCAGUAUCUCUCUUGGCAUAAAGCCUGGAGCAACUGUCAGUAAGAUGGAGAGAAAAGCCACCAAAACUCUGGCUAUUGUCAUGGGAAUUUUUCUCAUCUGUUGGACUCCUUACUUUCUGUGUAUGACUUUUAACCCUUUGAGUGGCUACACAAUACCAGUUGCUGUGAUUGCAGCUUUUAAAUGGCUUGGAUGGUCAAAUUCAAUGCUCAAUCCAUUUGUUUAUGCCUUCUUCUACAGCUGGUUUCGAUCAGCUUUUAGAAUGAUUAUCUCUGGGAAGAUAUUUCAAGGUGAUUUUAGUAACUGUAAGCUCUUUUGACUUAUUAUUUACAGUUCUGUUAUGUCAGUAAAGUCAUCAGUUCUUUGGCAGAUUUUCUUCUUUUCCGCUGCAAGAGAUAAAAAUGUCACUGUACUAUUCAUAAAGUACCUGUAUACAUCUUAAUGCAAAUCCUUAACAAUAUGCAUGGUAAAUAAAGGUAUGUCUGUUAUA